AUGGCACCCUCGGUCCUGUUUGACGGCCUCCAGUACGUUCUGUCAGGCAUUGUUAGGGGCUGCGGACGACAAAAGAUUGGUGCUCUCGUCAACUUCGUUGCAUACUAUCUCCUUGGUAUUCCUGCAGCGCUUGUUUUCACCUUCGUCUGUCAUCUGGGCGUACUGGGGCUUUGGUUGGGAAUAAUCAUCGGAAUGGUCGCACAGAUGUUGUUGCUUCUCGUCAUUUCCUUUGGCACCAACAAUUGGGAAAAACAAGCAAUCGAUGCAAAGGACAGAAUUUUCACUUCAUCGCCAACAGAGCCAUGAUCAAAGACAUCACAUAACAUCCGCAAGACUUCACGUGUGUUAUAUUGUGUGAUCCAAAUUCAUAAGAAGGCUAACUUCUGACGAGCGGAGUGAGACCCGUCGACGAUAGGCUUAGGCCAAAACGGAGCGGGGUCCAAAGUUAGCCCACAACGUGUUCAAUAUAGGGUUUAACUCCUCCUUGAGACACAUUCAUUCUUGUAGCAUGAAUUUCAACAAUCUCCCGAACAACAAAGAAAACACGUGUUGACGUCAACAACCACUUGGAAUAAGAAGUUAUACCAACCAAAUUCGAGCAAAGCUCAAGCUUGGCAACAAAAACUGGUUUCGUCAUCAUAUCAACAUGAUUAUCAUGAGUACUA
Molecule: messenger RNA, 665 nt
Organism: Lolium perenne
Lineage: Eukaryota; Viridiplantae; Streptophyta; Magnoliopsida; Poales; Poaceae
Source: RefSeq, a predicted model, not a curated record